AGCAAAAAUUAUUUCGUACAAAUAAAGCUGCAAAUUAAAUUGCCAAAUUUAGUUCUGCUAGUUGGUUUCUCUGGAAGCACCUACUGUGUCGGAUGCUGAGCACCAGAUUAUAUAACAAGUGUGGGUUUGUUUCACUAAAACACGGUAAAAUAGUUGAAUCUCGAGAAGAAAAACUAUUUUCACGCAAGAUUUGCUACCGACGAACGAAACAGCAAGUGCUCGUCAGAUAGGAUUUUUUUCCGAUGGAAGUUCAAGCGGAGGACGCUUCUACGAAUGGCGUCGAAAACAGUGCACAUCUUACUGCUAAAUGCGGGAAGAAGAAAGUUAAGAGGAAAAACAAAUCUAAAAAUAUCGGCACAAGUUCAAGUCAGGAGAUAUUACCUGGACGAGAGCAUAACGCAAAUGCGGAUGUGGCCACGUCCCCUUGUGGGAAACUUAAUGGUAUUUCCGAAAGUGAUUUAUGCGAGAAUUCAGUAGAUGCAGUGAGUGAGAAACUGGAACAAGGACUAAAGUUGAAAGGCCAAAAUGGUAUAAUAAAUGGAACUGUCUCUAGUACUGAUGAACACCAAACGGAAGGUAAACCUAAGAAUCCAACUGCUAAGAAAAGGCACAGAAACCGCCAAAAGUCGAAGUGCCAACCGCCGCUCGUAACUGCCGGUGAGCAUUCAACUGAUACUGCACAGACAAAGGUUGAAGUUAAUGCUACUAACCCAAAAAGUGAGAACCUGUCUGUCACUUCAACUCCGACGGUUCCAGUGAAAGAAAUUCCGUUGGUGGAAGAACCACCGAAGCCUGAAAUCAUGUAUCAGGUAUACGAAUCGGAACUUCAAAUGCCAAGCAUUAUGUCCUUAAUUCAAAAGGAUCUGUCAGAACCCUAUUCGAUAUACACCUAUCGGUAUUUCAUCCAUAAUUGGCCUCGAUUAUGUUUUCUGGCGCUCCAUCAAGACCGAUGCGUCGGAGCCAUUGUAUGUAAAUUGGACAUUCAUCGGCAAAACAUUCGCCGAGGAUAUAUUGCGAUGCUAGCCGUCGAUAAAGAUUACCGAAAGCUGAAAAUUGGAACCACGUUGGUGCAGAAGGCUAUUCAGGCAAUGCUGGAUGACAGUGCCGAUGAGGUUGUGUUGGAAACCGAGAUAACUAAUCGGCCUGCCCUACGACUGUAUGAAAAUUUGGGAUUUGUUCGGGAUAAACGGCUUUUUCACUACUAUCUCAAUGGGGUGGAUGCUUUAAGGUUGAAACUGUGGUUCAGAUGAAUCGAUUAAACUCAUUUGCUAAGCAGAAUAUGCGAUAAACACGGCUAUUUUCUCCUCACAUCGGCGUGUUUGAGCAUGUACUAGAGAAUGGAUUUCCUUUGAAUAUAAUUUCAACGUCCUCCGUUGAUGUAGGUAUUGUUUUUCUCAAAAACCCGUCUGUUUGAAAAAAAAAGUCCAACGUUUUAUUUUGACAUCAAAGUCCAAAUGAUGAGAAUAUAUUAGUCGCGGAAAUCUCAUCUUUGGUUUUAUUGUGAUUCGGGACUAAUACCAAGAAAAUGGCAAUUUAGAAAUUAUAUCUAGAGAAUAGCAGAAAAGUCGAUACUAUGAUAACGUGGUUAAUAUACAACAUCUGACCGGACAAAAGAUGACGGUAAGCCUGACAGUAUCGCGCAUCUACGGUUGGCGUAUCAGGCAUUGUAAGGCUGAUAUUUAAAAAACAAAAAAACUUUCUAGCAGAUAGACACAUGUGACUCGUCUAACUGCCCAUAAAGGCAUAUCAGCUCUACGGUUGACGGGAUAUACUAAUUGUACGGGACAGCUAUGUGUUCAUGGGUGGUAAAAGAAAAGAAAAAAUAAUCAACCUACUAAAUUUAACCAAUAAUAGACGUACUAUAACCAACCAAUUUGUACUGUCAGAAUAAGCGAGAGCAUCAGUAAGUACUACUAUUUCAAGGAUUUGUACGUGUAUAAAAUCACAUUAAAGAUUAUUAUUUAUUUAAAAAGUCAUGACACACAGAAAUGAAGCAAACAAACAGCACAUAUGAAACAAAAUUUCACCUAGCUAUUGAUUUCAGUUUCUCGGGCGUUUCGGUAGCGUACGAUACGGUUUUUAACGAAAUCAUGUGUGUUCCUUCGAAAUCAUAAAUAUUAAAUUUUAGUUAGACAUGUUUGUUCAUUUGUACAGUAUGGUCAAUAUGUAAAUAAAGUUA
Molecule: messenger RNA, 2179 nt
Organism: Sabethes cyaneus
Lineage: Eukaryota; Metazoa; Arthropoda; Insecta; Diptera; Culicidae
Gene: Naa30A
Product: N-alpha-acetyltransferase 30A
Exons: 2
Coding region: 243-1250 (335 amino acids)
Biological process (GO): N-terminal peptidyl-methionine acetylation
Cellular component (GO): NatC complex
Molecular function (GO): protein-N-terminal amino-acid acetyltransferase activity
Source: RefSeq, a predicted model, not a curated record